UUCCCCAUUUCUAUAAAACAGACAGAGCUUCAGUAUCACAUGCAUGUCAUAUACGCACUUGGUCCUAGCACAAGAGACAUCAAACUCAGGUAGAGUCUAUUGAUAAAAUUACGCAGUAAUGUCUGAGGAUAUCUAUGCCAUGCCAGACCUCUCCAAAAAAGUGAGAUUUCACACAGGGGAGGAGGCAGACGGUAAUGCAGAUGUCUGCAAAAUCACAGACGAUGUGAACAUUUAUGACAACUACUUGCCACCGGGGAGUACACCGCUAGAACUACAGGACAGCACCACUGAGGAGCCACAGAAAGCCAUUUCGGUCAAUGUACCUUCAGGAGGGAGGAAACUUCUCAGCCCUGCCGCAAUGUUUCUGCUGCUCCUGUGUCUUCUCUUCCUGGCUGGAGUCAUUGUCAUGGUUGUCCUUUUGAUUCAAGACAAAGGCCUCAAUGCCGACCUUACCAGAGCGAGAGAUGAACUACAGACAAGUAAUGGUGACAUGAAAAGCCUCAAUGACAACCUGACCCAGAAGACAGACCAGCUGGAGAAGGAAAAUUAUCAUUUGAAGGCCAUUGAAAGCAACCUCACUACAGAGAUAAAGAAAUUAGAACAGCAGCUAGAGCGCUCACGCUGUCCUGUUGACUGGAUAAGGUUUGGCAGCAGUUGUUAUUUAUUUUCCACAUUGGAAAAAAAUUGGACAGAGAGCAAGAGUUUCUGUGAAGAUCGGGAGGCUCAGCUGGUGAUCAUAUCUAGCGAACAGGAGCAGAAUUUUAUCUGCUCAUUCGGCAAGGACGUCUUGAUUGGUCUGACUGAUGAGGAGAAGGAAGGUGACUGGAAAUGGGUGAAUGGAUCGCUGGCAAUCCAAACGUAUUGGGGAGACAAACAGCCGGACAACUUUAAAGGCUCAGAAGACUGUGUUGUUCUUCUACACAGUUCAAAACUCUGGAAUGAUAUAAGAUGCGGUAAACAACAUUACUUCCUCUGUGAGAAAAUACUUGAAUGAAAUAAAAAAUGUUGUUACAAUCCUUGACUGAUUCCACAUGUAAAAUAACAGUCAUAAAGUGCACAUUCACCUUAAGUGCAAAGAAAAUGAGUGCCUCCAUGUGCUGUAUUUCUCCCAUUAAACUUCUGAGGUCCAAUAUUUCAGUAAUCUUUCAUUUUCAAUAUUGUUUUUUCGUAUGGUAUCUUGAGGCUGCAGGAAGACCUGAAUCUUGCUCCCAGUCCUUAUGAUAGCAAGCUGUCAAGGUGUAAGUGUACUUGAAUCACUUUAAAUGCUGGAAAGAAAAGACCCUGUAAAUUUCCCUCUGAUUUGAAACUGUGAUGGAAAAACUUUGAUAUGAAGUGCAGGAGCUGAGCACGUACCAAGAAAUUAAUAGUUUUCUGUGUUGUUUUCAAUUUUUUUUGAUAUUAUGUCGGUACUAUACUUCCUUCUUUACACUGGACCAGGCUUGUGGGACUUUGUAUUGAGUCUUUGAAAUAUCAAUAAAAGUUAAAUAAAUAAAUAAUAAAGGAAAUGGGAGAUGGUUCUCUGAUCGGUUUAUUGCAAGUUAUGCCCAAAACGCACCCAUGAGCUCAGAUUGUUCAAAUAGAUCUUUAUGGGUAGUGAAUGCACCACAAUGUUGGCCACAAAAUUGUGGUGAAUUUGCUGUAUCAGAAUCAGAAUCUGAAUCUGAAAGGAUUUAUUGCCAAGUAGGUUUACACCUACCUGGAAUUUUCUUUGGUAAAAAAGGUGCAUACGUUGAAGAUAAAACUUAAAAACGCAAGAAGUACUUCAAAAACACAUAAGUACUUCACAUAAGAGAGAAAUAACUAUAUAUAAAACAAAACAAAAAUAUAUACAAGAUAUAAAAAGUUAAAUAAAAAGAAAAAUGCAAAACAGGAGAGAAAUGUGGAUGUGCAAUACACUGUUAUGUGUGUUAAUGUAACACAGAAUUGAGGCGAGGGGGCGGGAUAAGAGUCCAAGUCAGAUGGGGGUCCCGGGCCUUGUUGAUAAGGCCAACUGCAGCCGGGAAGAAGCUGGUCUUGUGGCAGGAGGUUUUGGUCCUGAUGGCCCGCAGCCUCCUGCCGGGGGGAAGAACCUCAAAGAGUUUAUGACCCUGGUGGGAGGGAUCGUCCACUGUAACUGUUAAAAUAAGCAUUUUGAAAAGAAAAUGAUGGGUUUAAUAAACAAAAUAUGAAUAUAAGUUUAAAUUUAAAGUUGGAAAGGUAAUUGAGCCUUGGCACUGAACCGCUGCAAUAACGUGUAUGACUGCAAAUCAAAUGUCAGCGUUUAAUGGUAAUCAGGUGGAUUUAAAGGGAACAAGCAGAAGCCCAAACGGUGCUGAGCUUUGACUUCCCGUUUUUUCUGCUGUUCUUCUUUUUCACGCUGUCAUCAGUGUCCAGUCUCUUUCAGAAAACAGACAGAACUACUAAAAUAUAUUCAAUUUGGGUGUCUGAUGUGUGAUAGCCGUCAUGUCAGAGCAUGUGUACGCUGAUCCGGACAUCAUCAAGAAGGUUCGCUUUGCUCAAGACGUCAAGGAUAAUAUAGUGGAUAUCUAUGUCAGCGCGGAGAGCCUGAGAGUCUACGAAAAUCCCUGGGUAGAGGAUACACCAGAACCUGCAGAGGCUCAGCAACGAGCAAUGUCUGUGAUCAGCGAGAGCUCGGGACAGAGUCGUCACAUCAGGGCUUCAAUAUUUCUGGCUCUGGCGUGUCUUCUUCUCCUGGCUGGUAUCAUUGUUAUUGGAGUUCAGAAGCGAGACCAGCUAGCAGCAGUUCGCGCUGAUCUCGGGAAAACGAUCGAACAACUAACAGCCAACAACACCAUCCUGGGCAGAGAGAGAGAUGCACUGUGGAGGUUUUGUCGCAAAAAGCGAAAUCUUUCGAAAUGUAGACAACUGCUUCUUCAGAAUAACCCUGGGACAGAAGACGACGACUGAGUUGGUGCAAUGACAGUGACCAUAGUUGUGUUUUAAAACACAUUAUUAUUAUGAUUUAUUUUUGUGUCACAUUAUAUUAGGUAUCCUACUAAAGAGCAGUAUGUUUGGUGAGGAUUAAAUAAAAUAGUAACUAAGUGUUUAAUAAUUCCUUCAGUAGACCUUUUUUUUUUAAAUAAUGACUUGUGUAGAUUGUCACCAAAAGCAAAUAUUUUAUGCAACAUCCACAUGAGAUCCAAAUAAAAGGUUUUUCAGGAGGCUUGAGUUUAGCUGAAUGUUUAAAAAGUAAUUAGUAAUUAUUAAUCAGUGAACUUAUUUUUUACAACUUCUGUUCUGAACUUCUCAGGUUACCAUGGUGUCUGUGUCAGCUGCAAAGAAUGUAUUGUCUGAUCUGGCGCAGCUUUUGUACUAUGCAUGUUUUCUCUCUGAUUAUCUCCUCAUUUUUUGUGGUAUUGUACACGGAAAUGACCAUUUAAAAAAAUGUAAGAGAUUAAUAACCCGACACCUCCAUUUUAAAAUUAUUGUCACACACAUUUUUCAGUAGCCAAAUGAAAAAUGUGUAAUGAUAGAAAGGUCACAAGGUGAAGAUAGACAUUGUCAAUAUGAAUGUUCAUAGAAAGAAUCAUUUACUGGGUUGAAUUACUGUUAAUUGUGUUAAGACGGAAAUAAGAACAUUUUACAUACUGUAUGAAUAAAUGUAGCUUACCUGAUUAUUAACCGAUCACAUAGACAUUGUUACUGUGACGUUGCUUUAUCCCUGGUAAUUACAGUUCAACCCUUUAUCCCUUGAAAAUAUGUUGAUCAACUACAAUUUUGCUUGUUAAACAUCACUAGUGGCUGAGUUUAGUUCACCUGAAUGUUUUUCCUUUGCUUCUGAAUGCACAGAAGUAAUAGAGGUGUUCAGUGUGGAUGGUUGAGUGUAGAAAACACACAGCUUUGACACCAGACACUGAGGUUCGUCUCCUGCUGUGAACAUUGCUGUUGGGUUCACGAUAUCAUCUGCUGUUCGGUAUGAACAUUUUAAUAAAAUCUGAAGCAACACAAA
Messenger RNA from Pleuronectes platessa (European plaice), 3949 nucleotides. RefSeq names its product CD209 antigen-like protein D. The record is from RefSeq and is a predicted model, not a curated record. The coding region runs from base 119 to 994 and encodes 291 amino acids. Lineage: Eukaryota; Metazoa; Chordata; Actinopteri; Pleuronectiformes; Pleuronectidae. The transcript is spliced from 9 exons.